Molecule: messenger RNA, 720 nt
Organism: Apaloderma vittatum (bar-tailed trogon)
Lineage: Eukaryota; Metazoa; Chordata; Aves; Trogoniformes; Trogonidae
Product: B-cell receptor-associated protein 29-like
Biological process (GO): intracellular protein transport; endoplasmic reticulum to Golgi vesicle-mediated transport
Cellular component (GO): endoplasmic reticulum; endoplasmic reticulum membrane
Source: RefSeq, a predicted model, not a curated record
AUGACUUUCCAGUGGACGGCAGUUGCCAUCUUUCUGUACGGUGAAAUAGGAGUGAUUCUGGUGCUCUGCCUGCCGUUCAUCUCGCCGCUGAGAUGGCAGAAAAUUUUUAUGAUUCCUCUAUGGAGCAAAGUGGCAGUGUUUUGGAACAAGAUGUUCCUCACAAUAAUAGUUUUACUGAUCGUCUUGUUUCUUGAUGCUGUUAGAGAAGUCAGGAAGUAUUCAGCUGUCCACAUGACUGAAAAGGCCAUAAAUGUAAAUACCAAUGCAUUUGAUCAUAUUCAGAUUUUAUCCCAAAGAAAUCUCUAUCUCUCAGGUUUUUCGUUAUUUCUUUGGCUUGUAUUGAGACGUACUGUUACCCUUCUUACUCAGUUGGCAAAAGGGAUGACAUCUCAUGCAGCUCUGGAAGCACAAGUAAACGAUGCUACUGAAGCAGCCAAAAAAUACAUGGCCGAGAAUGAAAGGCUGCAGGAGGCCUUGAAUGAUAAAGGAAGCAGUAAAAAGGAUGAGUCAGGGGAAGCAACUGAUAAGUUGAAGAAGGAAGUUGAACGUUUGAAAGCGGAGCUACAGAAAACAUCAGAUGCUCUCCACAAGGCAAACAAUGAGGUCACUGCAGUUAAAAAGCAGUCUGAAGGCCUUAAAAGAGAGUAUGAUCAUCUGGUGAAAGAAUAUGAACGUCUUCAGGACAGUUUAAAUGAAGUAGAAGACAAGAAGGACCUGUAG